AUGUUCAACCAAAUCGACAUAUAUUUCAAUCAAAAACUUGUGUCACCCCCAAACAACGCUUACGCGUAUCGUGCUUACAUCGUGGCGUUAUUUUAUUAUUUUUCACCCGCAAAAAACUCCCAUUUGACCUCCUGCCUGUGGGACGCGGAUACCCCGGGUUUAAUGGACGCGCUCCUAGAGUCGCAAGCCACGAAUCAAGCUCUCGUGAGACGCUCGCGUUACAUUCGAGACGGACAGACGCUAGAUCUCAUAGGUCAUCUUCACUGCAACGUUUUCAAUCAGGAUAAAUUUUUAAUCAACGGGGUGGAAGUUAGAAUGAGGCUCGUUCGCUCGAAAGAUUCGUUUUGCCUUAUGGAAUCUAAUUCGGUGUCAAAAAUACGCCUUCUAGACGCUAGUCUGCUCGUUAGAAGAGCAAAGAUAAGCUCUGGUGUGUUACUCUCGCAUGCGAGAAUGUUGAGUAAAACCACCGCCAAAUAUCCUCUCACAAAAGUCGAGGUUAAAACAUUUACGAUUCACGCCGGAUUCGUAGGAGAAUCGAUAGAUAAUGUAAUACUCGGACAACUGCCGAAACGUGUAAUAGUCGGUUUUGUCGAUAACAGAGCGUUUAAUGAUGAUAGAAAAUUGAAUCCGUUUAAUUUCAAAAACUACGGUAUAAAUUUCUUUUCUCUGUAUGCCGAUGGUAUGCAAUUUUCUAGUAGACCGUUACAACCGAACUUCUCGAAAGACGAAAAGCUUUACGUCGAAGCCUACCACACGCUCUUCUCGGGAACCGGCAUUCACUUCUUGAACGAGGGAAAUUCUAUAAGUAGAGAGGAUUAUGCCCAGGGUUACACUCUUUUCGCUUUUGAUCUUACCCCCGACUUGUCCGCUCAUUGCGCCGGACAUUGGAAUCUCGCGAAACAUGGUAGUUUGCGAUUAGAAGUGAGAUUUGAUAAGGCGCUUACCUCGACCGUUAAUUGUAUCGUUUAUGCAGAGUUCGAUAAUAUUCUAGAAAUAGACUCCUCUCGACAAGUUAUCGUCGAUUUUGGCGGUUAG
Messenger RNA from Linepithema humile (Argentine ant), 1035 nucleotides. NCBI's taxonomy places the organism in Eukaryota, Metazoa, Arthropoda, Insecta, Hymenoptera, Formicidae. The record is from RefSeq and is a predicted model, not a curated record.